Cephus cinctus (wheat stem sawfly) is the source of this 7001-nucleotide messenger RNA. It is a transcript of the gene Ecr, whose product is annotated as ecdysone receptor. The transcript is spliced from 5 exons. Gene Ontology annotation, biological process: ecdysone receptor signaling pathway; cell differentiation; negative regulation of transcription by RNA polymerase II. Gene Ontology annotation, molecular function: RNA polymerase II cis-regulatory region sequence-specific DNA binding; ecdysone binding; zinc ion binding. The record is from RefSeq and is a predicted model, not a curated record. Lineage: Eukaryota; Metazoa; Arthropoda; Insecta; Hymenoptera; Cephidae. Bases 1404 to 3035 code for a protein of 543 amino acids. Gene Ontology annotation, cellular component: nucleus.
GGCGCGCGGAGGCUCAGUCCGUGACAGACCGUCGUUGCGAUAGGAUCGUGCGCCGCGCAUCCCGUACUGCGCAUCAUAAUCGCAACCGCUCGCUCUCUGUCAUCCCAAACGGCUCGCGGAUAUAUGACACUGAGAACGUUCGCUUUUUAAAAUCAGUCGGCGCGCACACCGCGUCGCUGCUCGUGCUUUCCGAGUGACGUUGCUUUUCUUGCGAACGUGUAUAGCAUUGCUUUAGUACAUAUAUAUAUUUAUGUGGUCGUGACCCAGUGCGCUCGGCAGUCUGUGAAUAAAUGUGCGUCAAUCAAAACAACCGAUGCUAGUGCGUGAGUGCGUGUUUUACUGUACGCGUAGUCUCUGUCUAAUACCAUUUCUUCCGCGACACAUAUUUAGACGCUGACCUAAAUCUCAUACGUUUGGCAAUACCAACAACUGAACGACGUUAAUCUUCGCGUACGAUAAUGCCAACUCGCUCGAUGCCGAAAGUGGAACACUCUGACUGAUAACGAAACCCUGGCUCUCCGGCUACGUGUUUCGUCUGACCUGGAUUUACACAUCUCCGAUCUACACGCAAUUCUUAUGCCAGCACAACUACCGGGAUCUAUCACGUUGAAACCAUGAACCUCCAUACCUCCCACGGUGCUGCUGCCGGUUAACAAUCACUGUGGACGUUCCCUUUUGUGCGAUCCUAACCUGGUUUCUACCGGGUACGCGAAUCUUUCGGUAUAUUUGACGUUUUCGUAUUUCAUUGCGACGGCCCAGGGUGCUCGUGUCUGUUACACUCGACGAAGAUGCACCAGGACGAUCACGGAUACCCUCGUAAAAAUUCUUGACAGUGAAUCCUAGCUAGUGCGUGUUGUUUCUUUUGUUCGUUCGCGUCAAAGAACUCCUUGUAUCUCGGAAACACGUGCUGUCUCUCGUACGUGCAUCAAGUCCCGACUGUUUCUAAACUCGACUCGCUCGAGACUGUACUUUGGAGAAUAGUGCAUUCCUUGUUUUUACAUAGAGGAUAAUUAAAACUUCCUGCCACACCGAAGUUCGAUACUCGAGACAUUUCUGUGAUCUUCAUGAUCUCGAAGCCAGCACCGAUGCAUCGACGAUACGUUGGAUUCAAAAAGGCAUUAAGGAACAAUCUCAAUCUCGAAAGACUUUCUAUAUCGCGCAGUGUCAAUCGACUGCGUUAUCAUUACCUGUACUUGAAAUAAAUUCAAGGGUAAAACGUGUUUACACACGCGCAUAUAUCCCUGCAUACAAAUUGUUCGAAGAAACAUUCUUAACGUCGAUCCGCACGACUGUCGGACCUUUUUUAAGUCUCGUCGGAUCCCGCGAACGAUAAACAAGGUUAAUCAAGGCGAUAUAUCGUGGAUUCGAGAAAUCGGCAAGGUACCAAGGUAGAACGGGGUGAAAUGCUACAGACUGUGCCGAGGGUUCCCAUGGCGGGAGUGAAGCGCCGCUGGGGCGGUAGGAUCGGCAGGUUACAGGAAUCAAGUCCAGAAGUUUCGAGCAGCGGCGUCCUCUCGCCGCCGCCACAUUUUCAUUCGUCCGCACCUGAAAAUUCUCUACGCACCGAGGACCUUCAGCUGUGGGAUUUGGAUCUGCAUCGCGGACUGCAAUCCAAUGCCAACGUUAACCAAACUGGCGUCGUCAGCUCUGUGGUUACGACCGCCAUUAACACCGUCACAGCAGCUACAACCACGACAAGCACUGCCAAUCCUACUGUACUUUCUACUGCAGAUCCCACCUCGCCGUGUCCCAUCAUCAUAGAAGGAAGGGACGAUCUGUCACCGCCAAGCUCGUUAAACGGCUACAGUGCAGACAGUUGCGAUGCGAAGAAGAAAAAGGGCCCGACGCCACGGCAGCAGGAGGAACUGUGCCUGGUGUGCGGGGACCGAGCCUCCGGUUACCACUAUAACGCCCUGACGUGCGAAGGGUGUAAGGGCUUCUUUCGAAGAAGCAUCACCAAGAACGCAGUGUACCAGUGCAAGUACGGUAACAACUGCGAGAUCGACAUGUACAUGCGUCGCAAGUGCCAGGAGUGCCGGUUGAAGAAAUGUCUAACGGUGGGCAUGCGACCAGAGUGCGUGGUACCGGAAUACCAGUGUGCCGUGAAACGCAAAGAGAAGAAGGCCCAGAAGGUAGGGGAGAAAGAUAAACCAAACAGUACAACGAUGAACGGGUCACCCGGUGGUUUGACCGGAAUGGCCGCGGAUCAGACGGGGGUGAAAAUGGAGCCUGCAGAAGCCGAAUCCUUAUCGAUGUCGGGAAGCAGCAGUGGUAGCGGAGCUGGCACUGGGACUCUGGCCUCCCACAACGGCGUCAAACUCGUCAGUCCUGAGCAGGAGGAGCUUAUACAUAGGCUCGUUUACUUCCAGAAUGAGUACGAGCAACCCAGUGAAGAGGAUCUCCAACGGAUCACGAAUCAACCGAAUGACGAAGAGGAGCCGAGUGACCUUAGGUUUAGGCACAUCACCGAGAUCACGAUACUAACUGUCCAGCUGAUCGUGGAGUUCGCUAAAAGGUUACCGGGCUUCGAUAAACUCCUCAGGGAAGAUCAGAUUGCCCUGCUGAAGGCGUGCUCGAGCGAGGUCAUGAUGUUCAGGAUGGCACGUAAAUACGACGUGCAGUCCGACAGUAUCAUCUUCGCGAAUAAUCAGCUUUAUACCCGCGACAGCUAUAGCCUAGCCGGUUUGGGCGAGACGAUCGAGGACCUUCUACAGUUCUGUCGACAGAUGUACGCCAUGAAGGUUAACAAUGCCGAAUACGCUCUGCUGACGGCCAUCGUCAUAUUCUCAGAGAGGCCGAAUCUACUGGAAGGCUGGAAAGUGGAGAAGAUCCAAGAGAUCUACCUCGAGGCCCUUAAAGCUUACGUGGAAAAUCGACGAAAGCCUAAAUCGGGUAUGAUCUUCGCGAAGUUACUCUCGGUCCUGACGGAGCUGCGCACCCUGGGCACAAAGAACAGCGAGUUGUGCUUCAGCCUGAAACUCAAGAACAAGAAGCUGCCUCCCUUCCUCGCGGAGAUCUGGGACGUGGUCUCCUAGUUUACCUUCGCCGCUUCGAGUUGUCGUCGGCUAAAGUAUGUGUCACACGGCGCUUGUGACUUUUAUACUAGUGCACCACUAUGCCACUGCCUCCGCUUGUCGUUGCCCCAACGAAAAUACGACUCAUACGGCGAGUCCCUCACUUUCGUUGGGGUUGGCUUUCUUUUUCUCGUCGAGCGAUAACGACCGACAGCAAGGACGGAAGGAAUAUAAAAAGGCGUAAACGCGAUCGGCAUGAUCGGUUACGUGAAAAGCAGUGGCGAGGCACGCAGGCUGUGAUACGUAGAGACAGUACAGAGACUAUAAGGAGCUAUACUUAUAUUACUGUAUCUCCUCCUUGGCUACCCCUGAUAUCGAUAUGUAAAUGUAAUGUAUAUGUGUAAGGCGUACAUAAGGAAAACGAGACAGUGUGACUGUGAGACGAGACCAGAGGGUACGAAAGCAAGGGGAAAGAAAAGAGUAUAUGGUGAUGUAAAGAAAGGAUGCGCGAAACGAAGCCGAAGAAGAACCGAGAGAGAGAGAGCGUAUGCAAGCAGAUGGUUAGGACUGCGUAUGAGCACUGUUGAGCAGUGCGUUUGAGAGGAUACGAGCGCGAAUAUUGAUAUACAUAAUAAUACGAUAGAGUCUAUAUCACACACAUAGCAUAAUAAUAUAUUGCUAGUAUGUACAUUGUUUAUACGAGCGUGCGAAGUAAUGAGAAAGAUCGAGAUAUAUCGAGGCGCUGCGCAAAUUGUGAAUUUGAAUAAUCGAGAAUAGAAAAGAUAUAUAGAGUGAGAGUACGUAUACCAGAGAACAAUACAUAGACCGGAUAGGGCGGAAGAGGGAAAGAGAAAUUCAAAGGAGAGGAUUUAAGAGCGAGAGGUAUGGAAGAAGAGAGAAUAUCGUUGUAGAAUGUAGAAACGUAAGUAUGUAAGUAAGCGAGGCUAGAAGGUAGUAGGUUGUAGUCAGUCAGCUAGGCUAGGUGACCGAGUCAAGUGCAAAGCCCUGUGCCUUCAGCAGCGGACAUCGGCUCACCGACAAACGAAAACAUGAAAUUUAACCGUCCGUUUUAAUUUUUUAAUAAAAUCAACAAAAUCGUAAAAUAUAAAUUUGAAAAGUUCAUAAGAUAACAUUAUUCUUAGGAGAAGGAGGCGGAGAAGGAGGAGCAAAAGAGGUGGGUGGGUAGGGUAAAGGAUUAGGAUGGAUAUAGGAGGGUUGGGAUAGGGGUGUGAAAAAAAAAGACGGAUCGGUUCAGCACAAAUUGUAAUUAUUAAUAUAUCAAGGCAUAACAGUCGUAGCAGUAGUGCUACGUUGACAGUGAAGAGUGCAAGUGACCUACGACAGAUACGAAGUUAAAGGCAGGCAGGUAGGCAGUGAGAUAACGAAUAACAGCGGGAAGUGAGAGCGAGAGAGGGGGGGGGGAAGAGUGUGCCUGUGACAUAAAAAUGGCAAAGAUACAGCAGGAGGGAAGGAGAUAAAAAAAAGUAGCGGGAUGAACGAAGAUGAGAAAGUAUUUGACUGGACACAACACGUGAGUUCUGCUUGAGGGCUCAUCCGAUAAGUUUAGCAUAAAAAGAAAGGUCAACUCGAUCGCUGAAGAAGCGAGAGCGCAGCAACCAUACCGAAUUAUCGAACCGUGUUGAUGUCUGUAAUCAAGGUCAUAUAAGGUAAAAAAAAAAAAGAUUCUCGAUGUUGUAACACUGUAACUCUAUGCUAUUAACUGAUGUAUGCAGCUGUAUUCCGUAGUAAGUACCAACGAGUAAUACGUCAUAAUUCACAUAACGUGUAUAACAUAAUGUGUAAAAUCAUACGGCGCCGCUGUUCAGCUGACGUAUCCCGGGAGCGAGAGAGAAUUGUUGCGUGAGGGAUCAGCGGAUAUGGAAGAGUAAAAUAUUACAAGGGGAAAGGAGCCGACAGUAGCAGAGGAGGAGGCAGAGAAAGCAAUGGGGGUGGGAAUAGCAACGAAAGCAGAUGAAGUAAAGAAAGUGAGGGGCGAGCAAUAAGAGGGUUUAAUUAAGAGCAAUCGGGGGAUACACGUAGACGACACGGGAUAGAGAUCGAACGAGGAGGGAAAAAAAAAAAACCAUUAACAAUUGUAAUGGCCGACGUCCAACGUUGCGCCAAGACUAUCAUCGCAUCGUUUCGUAUACUUAUCGUCAUUAAUGGUAAACGUAAUUGCGGCAUGUCCUUUUACAUUGUUUUGUCGGCCCCCGCCGUCCCGACGCCGCCCGAGUAAAGGCGGAUCUCGCAAUGUUCGAUAUAAAACCCCGUCGCGCGGCAAUUACGGCCGACUUAAAAAUGCGCCCGAAAGUGGCGGCACUGGGGCGGUCGCGGGUCCAAAUCCGGAUUAGAAGGAGAACUAACUACGUAACGCCGCAAGGCAGACACUGCCACACCACAGAGUGAACGCGUGAACACCAUGAUACCGCUAUAGAUGAAGAAGAAAAAAAAGAAAAAAAGAAAAGAAAAGAAAAGAAAACAUUUGUAAAACAUCACAGAACCACUAUCACCUCGACCGCCAUUUAACCACCACCGCCGUCACCUCCUUCGCCAUCUUUACAACAGUCACCGCAGCAUACCUCAUGUACUUCUAGAUCUACAUAAAAGUCAUCUUGUAGUACAACUGUACUGUGCAUGUAAAUCUACGUUUACUGGACUCAGCAAUUAUAAAUACGAGAGUGUAACGAAUAACGCGUACCGCCAUUUGCCUAGGCUUUUCUUUCGUGCCUGUAUAAAGAAGGGCUACCCAGUAAACGUGGCUCGCAUUAAGUCCUCGUAAUCAUAAAACGACAUAGUACGUAUUAUAUUAUUCCGCAUACGAAAUGCAUUCAUACACUUUACUCUUUAACCCACGUAGCUCUCAAUCAGUGUUUAUUCGAAUGGCCGAACCCGGUGAUCCCAGGCGUCUCAAACCACGUGACACGUCAUCGUCCUUCUUAAACACGAAACGACUAUUCAUUUAUCUCUCUUGCGCGUGCGCAGUCCCACACUUCCACGUAACACACAGAACACACGAGCGCGCCUUAAGAAGGUACAAUUCGCGUGAAAACGGCUUUACGAAAGGAAAGAAAGAAAAAUAUGAUAAAGAACAAAAUUUAAUGAAUUCAGAAUCGGAUACGGUCGGAUCAUUGUAAUUGGAUUUAGAUUGAAAAAUUAAACGUCAGGACGCAUCUCCAUGAAUUGUCGCGGAUCGUCGACGGCAGGCUAGCCUGUUUAGUCUCAUCUCGCAACACGGACUCGGAGAUUCGUUGAUCUGCUGUCAAUAUUACUACAUCUCGUCUCUUUCGCAUAAAUUCAAAUAAGACCUCAGCGCGGAGCAGUAACGUAGCAUUCAUUCUUCGCUUACUCGCAACUUUACGUGAAAUACGGAGCGAGCGUCUCAUGUGUAUACAUGAGGAAUUGAGACGAGAAUAAGAAAUUUGGAAAAAGUGGGGCGGUGGGGGAGGGAGGGGGAGGGGUUUGACAAAAAUUAAGGAAGAUAGAAAAAUACAUUUUUAGCAGCCUUACAAAACGUUAAUUAGUUCGAAUCACGCGUUCAUUUGUGUCGUUCAGUUAAAAGAAAGACGGAUGAUCGAAGCAAAAAUAUUAUUAUAUAAAAAAAAAAAAAAAAAAUAAAUCGCGAUUCUACGAUCACUGCCAAGGGCGUUACUGUUGACGUCGAGUUUCGCUGUCUAAUAGGUGUUGUCGUCAUCUUGAACCGCGCUCAAUGGCGUCAGCGCCGGGGACAUUGUUCAUAAUACUGCCAGUGUAGAGUCAAGUCUCUGUUUUUCAAACUAUAAUACUCUCUCCGACUACAAUUCGUCUUCGCGGAUCUGUCUAACCCUAAUUGUCCGAGUGUUUCGGUCCAUUUGCCUGUUUGCUUGUUCUCUCUUGGCUGCCUGUCGUUUGUUUGUCUCUUAUAUGUUUCUGUCUGUCUGUCUGUCCGAUCGAUUGUCUGUUCCGUAGUUGACAAUUAUUCCGCAAUCAUAAAAAAAAAAAAAAAAAAAA